Molecule: messenger RNA, 5245 nt
Organism: Fundulus heteroclitus (mummichog)
Lineage: Eukaryota; Metazoa; Chordata; Actinopteri; Cyprinodontiformes; Fundulidae
Product: microtubule-associated protein 1S
Exons: 10
Coding region: 46-4101 (1351 amino acids)
Biological process (GO): axonogenesis; dendrite development; microtubule cytoskeleton organization
Cellular component (GO): cytosol; microtubule; synapse
Molecular function (GO): actin binding; microtubule binding
Source: RefSeq, a predicted model, not a curated record
GUCAUAACGCUGCUGUCUGGUUUCCUCAAUGACAUCACUCCCAACAUGGCGUCCAGCCGGGUGUUGGAGAGGGAGGUCCAGGAGGAGUCGAAGACCGCAACCCCGGACUUUUGCCCCCACAAGUACUCCCUGCUGGUUAUCAUCGGACGGACGAGCCGCCACAGACAGACGGAGCACAUCCGGCAGGAGAUCGAACGAGGUAUUCGGUCAUGGGACGUGGACCUAAAAUCCUGCAACUUGAAUCUCUUUUUGCAAGAGUUCCUCUCCCGUCACACGGCAUCCUUUAAAGGUGCAGGGCAGAAGUGUCUUCGGCACUGUACCAAAGUGUUGGACACACAAGUGCUGAUCAGUCCAUCUCAGGAACUGGCUUAUUCCGAGGUGUUCGCCCUGCUGUCCAGGGAUUCUGCUCAUAAGCUGCUGAUCUUGGCAGGCCUGAGCGUGGAGGAAAGCGGAGAACUGCUGUUUCACAGAGGACAGUUUUCUCCUGGCCACCUCAGACGAAUAAUAACAGAGCAGUUCCCAGAUCAGGAGAGUUCCAGCUUCUGCGUUCCCCCGACCAAAAUCAGUCUGACUCUCAGCUGUCCGAAUAUCGGACACUGGAGAAAGACCCUCCCGGAAAACCCAUCCCUGCAGGCUCCCUUCACUCUACGCAUCAACCCCCCAGAGAUACUGCCGGCCAUGGAGUCUCUGGGGGAAUUUACGUCACUCAUCUCCGGCACCAUUUGCCCUGCCUCCCCCUUUGACCUGCUGCCACCUCCCACCACCGUGGGGUUCCUUAAGCUGUCCCGGCCCUGCUGCUACGUGUUCCCGGCUGGGCGCGGCGACUGCGCCUUCUUCGCGGUUAAUGGGUUCACUCUUCUGGUGGACGGGGGCUCGGACUCUCAGGCCUGUUUCUGGAAGCUGGUCCGCCACCUUGACAGAGUCGAUGCAGUUCUGUUGACUCACGUCGGCACAGAGAACCUCCCUGGUGCUGUCUCCUUCCUAGAAAGGAAGGUGGCUGAGAAGGAGCUAAGCUGUGAUGUCAAAGAUGACUUGUCGAAGAGGCUUAUCUCUCCAGAGCUGGGAGUUGUUUUCUUCAAUGCUCCCAGCAGGUUGCUGGCAGAACAACUCUCUUUUGCAGACAAUGUGCUUGAGAGUACACAGCAGGCAGCCACAACUUUACAGCUCUUGAAGAAGUUGGACAUCAGGCCGCAACCGAUGUUUCGACCACAAGGAGUCCCCAUAAAGCCAAUCACCUUGUUUCAAAAAAUGGGAGUGGGACAGCUGGAUUUAUAUAUUCUUUGCCCAGGCAAGAGCAGCCAGGAGUAUGAGACGUUCAUGCAGAACUGGCCGGACGGAAACUCAUCGUCGCAAUGUCUGCCUCUUGCUACGCUGGUUUCAGUCUCUGCCCUGCUCGUGUGGCAUCCAGCGUGCCCUCAAGAGAAGGUGGUCAGAGUGCUGUUCCCCGGCGCAACUCCACAAGCAAAACUGCUGCAGGGGCUGGAGAAGCUCAAGGGAUUAGAGUUCCUCCAGAAGCCAACAGUAACUACCGGAGAUCUUGAAAGGCAGGGGGAGGACAGGAAGGCCAAGAGGACGGAGAGUCUGGACAGCGGCCGGUCGAUAGGGAAAGAGGGAACAACCAGGCAAGGGAAAGAACGAGGAGCUAGAGAAGAGGGAAAGGAUGCAUCAGUGAAAGAAAAGGGAAAGACAUUGAGUGGAACUAAAGAUUCUGAUAAAGCUAAAGUCAAGGAGGCUGGUCUAAAACGUAAACCAUCACUAUCAGAGAAGAAUACUUUAAAGAAAGGGUUAGGGAAGGAUGGUAAAAAAGAGGAGAAGACAGGCAACAAAGAGGAGAAUAGUAUUAAAAGGACUGAGCAGAUAAAAAGAGAUGGAGUUCCCUCAAAAACCAAGAAGGACAAUAAAACAAAACCCAAAAAGGAUGCAAGAAAUGACAAAACAGCAGAGAAGAAAAUUCAAAAGUCAUCAGCAAGUAACGCAAACAAGGACAAGAAAGGGCAGGCGAAUAAUAACUCAAAAGAGCAAAAACAGGGGUCUUUGUCAGACAUCUCGGAGCCAGGGUGCCCUGGUACUGACAAGCAGAAUCACAAGAGGGAGACAGAAGUUGAGGAGAAGCAGCACGGCUCCAAGGUGUCUACCCCAGAGGAUAUGACGGCAGAGUUUCUCAGACUCCGGGAGGAAAGCGCACUGGAAGUAGCGGAGCCGGAAACAGCUGCCUGUGAUGAUUUAGGACGAGAAACAAACCUUGGAGGCUUUGGUGAAGAUGCAUGCAAUAAAAGGGCUGAAAGAUUCAUAGAAGAGGCAGCAUUUGGUUUAGGAGUAGCGAAAGUAGAGGACAGUAAGAGUUUAGCUCAAAACGUCCCCGGGAAGAGUAGCGAACCACAGGCAGAUCUCCAACGAAACCGUCCCGAUGAGUCUGUCAAAUCUAGUAAACCUGCAAAGGUUGUAGGAUUCCCGUCUCCUUUGAACAAAUCAUACAAUGGUGAGCACGCAGUCCAGCAAGACACAACCCCAACCGAGUACACACUUCUGGAUGGGGCUUUGAGACACUCUCCUCCCACGCACUCCUCUCCAGAAAACCAGGCCCCUAACAGCCCUGAUGAGGAAACGGUAGAGCCAGUGUCCGCCGACUCACGUCCUAACAGUGCGGGCCACACUCCCUACUGCCUGUCCCCGGACGACGUGUGGUGCAACAAGGCCACACUGAGCCGGCUUCAGGCCCUCCAUUCAGCUGACGCUUACGGGCCAAAUGGGUCAUCUCGGCUAAGCGAGGAGCAGGUUUGCAAGACCAAAAGCGCCACUGAAAAUACCAAAGAGAAGCAUCUAAGCUUUCUUUCUUUGGGUACAUGUAGAGAGGGUUCUUCGGAUCCGUCGCCCUCUGUAGCCACAACCACCACCACCACUCACUCAUUACCAGCAGAGGUGAGCUCGCCUCAGUCCACAGAAGUAGAUGAAUCCUUAUCCAUGUCCUUUGAGCAAGGACCAACUGCUGGGAGCCAGAGAGAAGGAGAUGACGGAGUUUAUCUCUCCCACUCUAAUGGAGGAUAUUAUGUGGGAAAGUCUUUACCGAUGAAGAUGCCUCCCAGAUCUUUGGGUCAGACCUCAGAGCUGGGGAGACCCGCUGCACCCAACACUCUCCAUUUCGAGGGAUCAGCUCAUGACGUGGACCUCUGUUUGGUUUCUCCUUGUGAGUUCAAGCAUUUCAAAGCCCCAGAUUCAAGCUCGGGCGCCAGUGAGGGCUCUAGAGACGUAAGCGGUCCAAAUCACCAGGGCAUCAACAAUAACAACCCGAAGGACAGGUCACCCAGUGAGUCAAAUGCCCCCGUCUGCACAGAGGACUGCCCGUCCACCACAGCAGACGGAGCUUUGGAUUUGGACUCUGAUGAUUCAUGUAGUGACCCGUCCAACUCCCCUUGUAACCACAACGUGAGUCAGACUCUGCCCCCCGACCCCCUGCCAGCCCCUCUCAGAGACAGCCCACCCCUGCCUCCCCAUCCCGACACCUCAAUGCCAGUUCCUCAGUCCGACUCUGAAGCUCAUGGAAAGAGAGCAAAAGCCACUGCAGCUCGGGGAAAACAUUUCCCAGGGAUUAUUGAUGCCCCCCAAAAAUCAGGCUCAGGGAAAAUCAAAACAGGAAGCCAAAGUGGAGCCAUGAAAGGGAAUCUCUUCUCCUCCCGAACACUUUCCUCCAGCACUCGCACGGCACCAGCAAAAUCAUCACCAGCUCCUAGCUCUAAGGCUCCCUCUGCUGGUGAAGUCAGUAUUUAUGUGGACUUAACUUAUAUUCCAUCUGGAGCCUCCUCUCCCACGGUCACUGUGGACUUCUUCAGGUGUAUUCGCUCCUCCUGCUACAUCAUCAGCGGCAACAGCCCACAGCGGGAGGAGCUUAUGAGGGAAACUCUGGAUGCUCUUCUGGACGGCAAGACAUCCUGGCCAGGAGUCAUGCAGGUGACAGUGAUCCCCACCUUUGAGUCGGCCUCGAUGCAGGAGUGGUACCAACAAACCCUGGACAGGCAGCGGGAGCUGAGCAUCACUGUCCUGGGAUCCAACAGCACGGUCGCCAUGCAGGAUGAAACUUUUCCUGCCUGCAAGAUCGAAUUCUGAGGUGUAAAAUACAUGAGAGUCGAUAGAUGGAAAUGUCAGUGUAAGAGUUAAAGUGCAAAGACUGGGAGAUCGAUAGAGAUAGAAACAGGUGUUAUAGGGAUAUGACCCACACUCUUUGCAUGUUAAAGGUAAAUUUAAAAAGAAGUUUGCAUGCUUCUGUUGGCCAAUGACCCUGUUCAAAACAGGAGAGGAGAUGAAACUUACUGGAAAGGAUGCAUGUCACUCAGUGAACACAGAGAGUUAGAUGAUAGUUGUUGCCGUAGAUUACUCAAAUUAGCAAGCAGAGAAUUAAGGACACAAACUGGAAACUCAGAUUGAAGUUUGCAACAUCCAAAGCGACAAGAAUUUGCCAAAUUCAGAUACAUUCAAAAGAGUUGUAGAGGUUUGCGUACCAUUUAAUCUUCAAGGAGUUCAGAUGUAUAGUUUGUGUCCAGGUGUUUGUUGUGAGCACUGUAAGCAGAUGUAAGACGGGCUGUGAUGUGUGUUGUAGCUGCUUUUAAAGGUGUUGUGUCACUGUGGCCUUUCUACUGAGAUCUGUACUAGAAGGAACCAAUUUUUUGACUUACAGUCGCCCACCAACGACUAAUUAUUCCUUAAGAUGAGGGAUUAGCUGAUUUUCCUGAUUUAACAGCAUUACAACAAUUGUAAAAUUUAACAUCAUCCUUCAAUUGUAAUCCAGUAAAGGUUCUUAUUAUCAUGCAAACCAGGAAGUGGGCUUCAAAAAGCUUUUUUUAAAAUAAAUUGGAGCUUUGCCCAAAAAUAUAUAAUUACUACAAUAAUUGCAAGUGUAAAUAUAAAACAAUCAAACAUUAUGUUUUAGAAAAUAUAUUUUGCACAGAGUAAAAUCACACAUGUGAAAUGGUGAUAUUAGGAGCUUUAUUGGCUGUAAAUAAAAGCUGAUGUGAUGGAGUAAUUCUGAAACUGGAACUGAAAGAAUGGUUGUAAUCAAAUGAAAAAUGCAAAUCAUAUUACUUUCAUUAUGCAAGUCCAUGAUUACAUUCAUGUUGCUUUUUGAAUAUCACUUAUCUAUAUACCCUAUAUAAACAAUGUCAUUUGGAAGUGUAAAGCAAAACUAAGACAGUGUUCAGAUGCUGCACUGUUGCUCCUAAAUUGGAAUAAAAUAUGUUUUACAUCUUUACAUGAA